AGUUUUUGAAAAUGCCCGACGCUGGACAGGAGGUAAUCAAAAUCCGUCGUUUUCUAAAGGAGCGACUGCAACGCGACUACACAACACUACGCGGCUAUAAAGCCGAGCGUUCCAAUGUGCGCCAACUACUGCAGCGCACCGCGGAAAUGGGAGAAUCAAAUUCGUUGCUCUUGAUAGGACCGCGCGGAGCUGGUAAAACUACACUAAUUAAUGCUGUGCUCACGGAUUUACUUGAAAUCAAAACGUUUGUGGACAACACGCUAAUUGUGCAUCUCGAUGGAAAUCUGCAUACAGACGAUCGCAUCGCACUGAAAUCCAUUACAGUUCAAAUGCGCUUGGAGAAUGCAGCAGACGGGAAGGUAUUCGGUUCUUUUGCAGAAAAUCUAGCUUUUCUACUGCAGUGCCUCAAAGCCGGCGACAAGAAGUCCAAGAGCGUUGUCUUCGUAUUGGAGGAAUUCGAUCUAUUCUGCACACAUCACAAUCAAACCUUGCUGUACAAUCUAUUUGAUGUAUCACAGUCGGCUCAGGCGCCCAUUUGUGUGCUUGGAGUGACCUGUCGGCUGGACGUCAUUGAGCUUCUCGAGAAACGUGUUAAAUCGAGAUUUUCACAUAGGCAAGUGUUCCUGUUUCCCAGUGCUCAUAAAUUCGACGAGUAUUCAGCACUCUUCCAGCAGCUAAUGUGCAUACCAAGCAGCAAGGAGCUCAAAUUAGAUGCUGAUCGCCUUGACAGUCUUGAACUGUUCAAAUCUGAGGCGUUCACAUUUCAGCGAAAUCAUUUCGAUGGAAUUGAGUACACAAUCGACAAGAGAUUGGUCGAGAACUGGAACAAGGAGAUUUCGAAGCUCAUCAAGAGUCCUGCGGUACAGAAAACCCUUCAAACGCUUUACGAUUUCGAUAUAAGUGAAGCAUUUCUGAAAAUGUUUAUAUUUCGCCUGGUCGCACAGCUAAAACCCGAGUCGCCUCACAUAACUGCCGAGCAGGUCACAGCAUUGGCCAGUCAAUACGAAUGCGAUGACAAAGUUGAUCUGCUCUGUGGUCUCUCUGUGCUCGAACUGUGCCUUAUCAUUGCCAUCAAGCAUCAUUCCACCAUCUACGACAGGGAUCCAUUCAAUUUCGAAAUAAUAUUUGGGCGCUUCAACAAGUUUGCCAAGGUAUCCACCACAAUGCAGGGAGUUGAACGUGCCAUUGUACUCAAAGCCUUUGAACACUUGCGAGUUGUGGAGCUAAUCAUGCCCUUGUCAAACAGCGGACUCGGCAAGGUCCAAAAGGAGUUCGAAAUGCAUAAAAUGGCUCUAACAUAUGGACAAAUACAGCAGGCUGUUCAGCGUUAUCAGGCAUUGCCCACCGAAGUUGCCCAAUGGGCACAGAGUUCGCUGAUCUGAGGACGGAUAUUCUUAACAUUCCUUAAUUUAAACAUUAUUUAUUUCUUUAUUUAAAUACACUUGUCUAAAAACUUA
Molecule: messenger RNA, 1457 nt
Organism: Drosophila innubila
Lineage: Eukaryota; Metazoa; Arthropoda; Insecta; Diptera; Drosophilidae
Gene: Orc4
Product: origin recognition complex subunit 4
Exons: 3
Coding region: 12-1382 (456 amino acids)
Biological process (GO): DNA replication initiation; DNA replication
Cellular component (GO): nuclear origin of replication recognition complex; nucleus
Molecular function (GO): ATP hydrolysis activity; DNA replication origin binding
Source: RefSeq, a predicted model, not a curated record